Myxozyma melibiosi is the source of this 1493-nucleotide messenger RNA. RefSeq lists its product as uncharacterized. Bases 334 to 1260 code for a protein of 308 amino acids. The transcript has a single exon. Lineage: Eukaryota; Fungi; Ascomycota; Lipomycetes; Lipomycetales; Lipomycetaceae. The record is from RefSeq and is a predicted model, not a curated record.
CUUUAUAGUGACCAAGCUGUCCUUGGUCUUCUUUUCUCUUCCACUUUUCUCGAUCCUGUGCCGCCCACGGAAAGUCCACCAGCGUACGAACCUGUUCAAGGACACGAAGUCAUAGACCACUCCCUUGAUUCGUUUGCUCGUUCGGCGGAUUCCGCUCCCUCCCGGUUCACACAGCACAUUGGAGUCUUUUGAACUCUGACUCCCAUUUGACUUCAACUCUUUCUGAACUUUCAAAGAUCUACCACCCGACAGGCCUUCGAACGCAUGGUCAGGUCAACACGCCUUAUCCCGAGCGGCUUUUGAGGAACGAAAGCUGGCGCUUAACUCGAAAACAUGUCCACGGUCACCUUCUUGCUUCUGUCAACAGAGAUCGACGUUGAUAGCUCUUCGUUCGAAUUGAUCCCCUGCAAGGCAGUGGCAGACGGUCGACUCAGCCUUCGCCAAUCGGACUCCGGUUUGAUGACCUUGAUGCGCGACUACGAGCGUUUCAAUCAUCUCAGUCGCUGGUAUACCAUCUAUCUCUCGAUUGACCCCGACUACCGACAGAUCAGACAAGAGUGGGUCGGCGCCGCUCUCCUACAGCUAGAAUUGCCAUUGUCUCGAAACACGCACAUGCGCGAAGAGUGCGAGCGUUUCUUGGGCGGCCUUGCUAGAGUCGAUGAAGUCGGCUACGGCUACGAGGUCGAUGUCCUCGUCACUGCUUUGUACAGCAAGCUAUACUUUGAGGAUGAACUCGUAUGCCCUAAGUAUACCAAGCGCGUUCCGAAACAAGGAUACCGAAGAAUCCAUCUCCAAGGCGGCUUCAAUAUGUUUUCAGAUGCACUGGAGCGCUCCUUAUCCCCCGACGAUCACUACGAUGUACACCGGGUGUGCACAGAAAUAAUUUGGUUCAAAAUGCUAACGUCAAGUCAGCGCGAAAUGUUCCAGGCGCUGGACGAUGAGAUGAGAGCCGUUUUCUACAUUGUGCAUCCUGAGCACGCGCCUCCAUCUUAUAACCCGGAACGUCAACAAACCCCAGUUGAGAAUGACGAACGAUUAGGCGCUGUUGGUUCUCCGUUGUCUGCGAGCAGUCAGGCUAACCCACCCAAGCGCGUCGCCGACACGGAUGCAGAUGCAGACCUGCACCCGACCUGCACCCGGUUAAACGACGACGAUGCUUGUCUGGUAGCGAAGGAGACCACAGACGCUGCCCCUUUAGUUAAUUCGAGUCUGCGAAAGUUACAGGUAGUGAUUGAUCACGGGGAUGAGUUUGGAGGAUAACAUCACAUGGACGAUCGCAACGAGUGUCGUCUCUAGCUCUUGUCGACCCGUCUGAUCCUUUUAGUUUCCGCGCGCUCACUCGUUUAUCUGUUUUUUCUGUCUGUGUGUCUGUCCUUCUGUCGGCCUGUCUCAAGCGUCUGCUGUCGGCAUUGUAUUAUGUGAACGUUCUAGACGUAGGGUAGCAAGUGGGAGGGGGGGUCCUAGCCAUAGUCCCACAUGGGUAGGGGUGGGGA